AUGACACAAGCCGAAGCCGAGGAGCUUAAGGCUCACGGCCUCAACGACUUGCAUGUUGCAAUCAUUCUUGGACAACUCGGUCGCGUCAAGGAAAUCCUCAGUGAUAAGAUACACACGGACGAAAUUCUUGAAGCCCCCGACAUGGAUGGGACCACGGCACUAAUGACAGCCGUCCUCGCCGGCCGUCUUGAAAUCACCCGGUUUCUCCUUCAGAAUGGAGCCUCAGUGCUAGUGCGAGACCUACGAGGCCGAGAUGCCCUCGCCCACACCAAGACCAGCCCCUUCGGGGAUAAGCUUCAGUUGUACAAGCGCCUCGGACUACCGUCUAUGACCAGCGUCCAACACACCGAGAGACAAGUGAUAGCCAAGAUCCUACAGCAUUCUAUGGCACUAGAGUCCUGGUUAGUUGGACAUUGA
Dichotomopilus funicola is the source of this 417-nucleotide messenger RNA. RefSeq lists its product as uncharacterized. Gene Ontology annotation, molecular function: protein binding. The record is from RefSeq and is a predicted model, not a curated record. The transcript has a single exon. NCBI's taxonomy places the organism in Eukaryota, Fungi, Ascomycota, Sordariomycetes, Sordariales, Chaetomiaceae. The coding region runs from base 1 to 417 and encodes 138 amino acids.